Molecule: messenger RNA, 804 nt
Organism: Didymodactylos carnosus
Lineage: Eukaryota; Metazoa; Rotifera; Eurotatoria; Philodinida; Philodinidae
Source: the annotation of a GenBank genome assembly
CGUUUCUGCUAAAUAGCGUUUCUACCACUUGGAACAAACGACUGCUAAAUGGCGCAAAAAUGUCUGAAUAAACGAACAAGUUAUUUUAUUUUCUGUUUGCUUAUCUGUUUCUAAUGGCUGCUUCAAAAGGCAAAUUCGCUCAUAUUUUAAGGAAAAAUCAUGCUCCAAAAAAAGAAGUCUUUUGUUUCGUGUCGUUUCCGACCAAAAAGACACAUGGUAUUUGGCCAGAAAAACUGAUUUGUCUGGUCUCAAAAUUUUCUUUUGAAGCGAAAUAUCUCGAAGGCUGGUACUCGUGCAAAGUUGAAUUCUCAGGUAAUCUUGAAUUCAGGCGUGCUGUAGUAGGAGUCCUGCGUUAGAUGGAUAUGGACAGCUAUCAACCUUCGCACGAUGUUUAUGCAAGACUGCAAUGGAAACUUGUUUUUUUCAGGGACACAUGAUGAAUGUAGAAAUUUUCAAAUGGAAUAUGAACGUACAAAUGUAGCAAAAGAAUGGACAUCAACGGAGACUGAAAUAAGUGGCAGUAGUGAGUCAGAACAAGAUGCUGUUAAUUCCGGUUCUGAUGACGAUCAACCCUCAGUCGUAAAACUGAAACAUGAAACAACAGUCGCUCCUCCCAAAACAGCAACAAGAGCUGCAUCAUCAUCUGAAUGUCUUCUGUCACCAUCAUCCAAAAUUGUUUUGGAUGAAUCUAAUCGUGAUCGAGGUACUGAGAUUAUGAAAGAAAUCUCAAAUCUGAAAAUGAUGAUUUCAAAAGUUUAUGCAAUCCAAAAAAAGGAGCAACAGAAAAGAAGUUUGUAUAAUUAA